Molecule: messenger RNA, 1359 nt
Organism: Oryza sativa Japonica Group (Japanese rice)
Lineage: Eukaryota; Viridiplantae; Streptophyta; Magnoliopsida; Poales; Poaceae
Source: RefSeq, a predicted model, not a curated record
CUGCCUCGCCACCUUCUUCAUCCGAAAGCAAAAGCGACUCGUCACAGCUCAAACAAGUCAAGAGCGAAUAGUUCUUGCUGAUCUGUUGUUUGAUUACUUUAGUUCUCGAGAGGCUUUAGCUGAAUCCAUCGAUCGAUCAUGGAGGAUGAGAGGAACACGGAGAGCCACCAGGGUGGCGAGGCUGCAGAGCAGGUGGAGGUGAAGGACAGGGGCCUCUUCGACAACCUCCUUGGCAGGAAGAAGGACGAUCAGCCGGAGGAGAAGAAGCAUGAGGAGGAGCUUGUCACCGGCAUGGAGAAGGUCUCCGUGGAAGAGCCAAAGAAGGAGGAGCACCACGCCGAGGGCGAGAAGAAGGAGAGCCUCCUCUCCAAGCUGCACCGAUCCAGCUCCAGCUCCAGCUCGUCGAGUGAUGAGGAAGAGGAGGUGAUCGAUGACAACGGCGAGGUGGUCAAGAGGAAGAAGAAGAAGGGGCUCAAGGAGAAGAUCAAGGAGAAGCUGCCCGGCCACAAGGACCAUGCCGGUGAGCAUGCUCCUCCGCCCGCGGCGACGGGCUUCCCCGCGCCGGCUCCGCCUGCAUCCGUGGUGACGGCCGCGCCCACGCCAGCUCCUGCUCCCGUGGUGACUCACGGCGAUCACCACCACGACACCGCCGUCCCCGUGGAGAAGAUCGAGGGUGAUCACGCCAAGACGGAGGCGACCCUGCCACGUGCACCCGAGGAGGAGAAGAAGGGCUUCCUCGACAAGAUCAAGGAGAAGCUGCCCGGCGGCCACAAGAAGCCGGAAGACGCAACUGCUGUGCCGCCGCCGGCCGCCUCACCGGCUGCUCCUGCCACUACUCCGGCGCCAGCACACCCACCGCCGGCUACAGAGGAAGUGAGCAGCCCGGAUGGGAAGGAGAAGAAGGGUAUACUGGGCAAGAUCAUGGAGAAACUGCCCGGUUACCACAAGGGCUCCGGCGAGGAAGACAAGACCGCCGCCGCCGCCACCGGCGAGCACAAGAGCAGCGCUUAAUUGGGGCGUGUGUGAGACCAGGCCAUGGUUGGAAUUUGGAAGUGUUUGGCGUGUGUUAGUUUGGUGCUUUUUCUGCACUGCAGCUUUGUUAAGUUCGUGUCAAGAUUGGUCAAGGCCUGGUCAGCGAAGCCCGAUCAGUGAUCGAAGUUUGUGUUUCGUGUGGGGUACGGGCUUCAGUUUGCUAUAGUCAAGUACUAGAUGUUGAGUUUGUUUAAUUAUUAUUGGCACUCUUGUAUUGGUUUUGGGCUGGGCAUUCUGCCUUGGUAUUAAUGAUUUCUGCCCAGAAUAUAUUGUUGCCUUGUACAGUUGUACUGUACUACUCUACUGGGGUACACUGCAUUGUGAUCA